AUGCACCAUUUCCCGGGCUAUCAAAGUGGAUACCCCAUCGGGCCGUCAGUCGUGAUCGGCGCCCCACCCGGCAGUGGUCCAGUGGCGGCGGCGGUCAUAGUGAACGUACAGGGCUUCGGUCCCUAUCCCAUGCAAGUGACGUGUAGUCACUGUAGCGCACAAGUGAUGACUGAGACGGUAGCCUCGCCCGGACUACUCACUUGGCUAUUGUCGGGCACACUAUUUCUCGUCGGGUGCUGGCUGGGCUGUUGCCUAAUCCCGUGCUGUAUACCGGAGUGCCAGGACAUUGAGCACCGGUGCCCUAACUGUAAGACACAUUUGGGUACUUAUCGCAGACUAUAACCACAGCCAACACCACACACACCGACACUACACCACUGCUAACUGUCCCCUUAUUUUUACCCAACGAGUACGCCAUACCCUAUCUCCUGACCCACCGUCCCAUCGAUGAUA
Messenger RNA from Oppiella nova, 453 nucleotides. The record is from the annotation of a GenBank genome assembly. Lineage: Eukaryota; Metazoa; Arthropoda; Arachnida; Sarcoptiformes; Oppiidae.